AUGAAACCUACUGACACCGCCACGGCUCGUUUUUACGGUCUACCGAAGGAACACAAGGCAAAUUUCCCACUGAGGCCAAUCGUAUCCAUUCGUGGCACUCCGACCUACGGUUUGGCAAAAUGGAUGAUCGGUCGUCUUAAGUUUUUGGCCGAAGGCUCAUCAACAACAUUAACAUCUGCGUAUCACUUCCUCGAACGCAUAAAACAUCUGAAGUUAGAGCCAGACGAGUCCAUGGUAUACUUUGAUGUCGUUUCGCUCUUCACCUCCAUCCCACAGCAACUAGCAAUAGACGCUGUGGACCAACUAUUGGCAGAGCGUUAUGAGGAUAGAGACAAAACCCUGAAGUCUGAGCAUCUGCUCGAGCUUCUGCGAUACUGUCUCAAGACCUAUUUCACCUUCGGUGGACAGAUGUACGAACAAAUAAAAGGCACUCCUAUGGGCUCCUCUAUAUCAAGCCUAAUUACUGAAGUAGUUCUUCAACGGUUAGAACACUUGGUGUUCACCAAGUAUCAACCAAAGUUCUGGGCCCGCUUUGUCGAUGACACCUUCGCCGUUGUCAAAACAAUUGACAUAGAGCACCUAAAGGAACUACUGAACUCGGUUAACCCGGAUAUCCAAAUUACGAUGGAAGCAGAAACAAACAACCAACUCCCCUUCCUUGACGUACUUGUGCGCCGGUGUACCACUGGACAGCUGGAAACUACAGUAUUCCGAAAAUCCACCAACACGAGACAGAUCCUACACUUCAACAGCAACCAUCCUCUGUCUCACAAACGCAGUUUUGUCCGCACUCUAUUCCAAAGAGUCGAAACACACUGCAGCACGCCAGAAGAUAAAAGGGCCGUACGAUUGUGCCUUGUGAACCUAUUUACAGCCAAUGGUUAUCCCAGGCAUUUCACUGAGAGAAGCAGACGUUGGGCGCCUAGACAACGACCAAAUGAGCAGCAACCCGAAGUCUGGAGGGCCAUUCCCUACGUCAAAGGGGUCUCUGAAGCGGUCUCGCGACUGUUACAACCCACCAGAGUAGGCAUAGCCCAUCGACCCCAAGCCACAAUUCGACGUCGCCUGAUGCAACUCGAGGAUCCAUUGUCACCCGCUGAAACCUCAGCAGUCAUCUACAAAAUCAAUUGCAAUGAGGGCGACUGCAACUAUGUGGGCGAAACCGGGCGGAAAUUGCAAACUCGCCUGCAAGAACACAAAUCGGCCACUCGGAGGUUAGACCCUAACUCUCAAAUAGCAACAAACGUUGGAGAAACGCGGCAUACUUUUGACCUCCAGAGUGCUACCAUCUUAGGCCGAGGCAACACAAAAACAGAACGGCUAAUUCUCGAGGCGUGGUUCUCCGAUGCCCACUCUAUCAACAGGCAUCUGGACCUUCCUGCAGCUUACUAAGUCCUACUUUAUCACAAUCGUAGAGCUCAGGACCAAACAACCACACCGGACUUAAGUAGGCCCUACGGAGAAAGCCCAACGCUGAACUUACUCGGUGAGGAAGAACAAGAUCCGCCAGACCGACCGCCCGACAGAGAUUCACUCAGCUGCCCUCGACGGAGUGGUGACUCACAAAGCACGCAGGCAAAACGCCGUCCACCAUCUCCCGAGAGGCUGAGGCAGCGAGAGGAGAGAAAAAUCGAUCAGCAUAAGACCGACCAACACAAUUUUGAUCGAUUAAGUGCAUUUUUCGCUUUGACAAUGAAGAGCCGACCCAGCUCUUAGAAACGUCAGCAGUUAAAUAAACCUGUUCCAGAGAGCCUAUUUUCUUCUUCAAAUAUCUUAAGUCGACUAUGGUUAAUUGCUGUCAACAUUACUUAAGCACUCCAAAAAUCAAAGGUUCCUUAACAAGGGCCCAUCUCGAUAGCCUAACCGAACUUCGUAAAAACGAUGACAUUGUGCUUACCAGGCCGGAAAAGGGUUCAGGAGUUGUACUGAUGGAUAGAAAAGAGUACGUAGCAAAACUGUAAGCAAUCUUGUUGAAUCGUACUAAAUUCUCGAAAUCCGAGAAGGACAGCGACCGCACCGUGGCCGUUGAAGUUCAGCUGGUGGCGGUUCUCAAAGUUCUUCACAAAAAAGGACAUUUAUCUAACAAAGAAUAUGAGCAACUAAGACCAGGGGGCACGGCCAUACCCUGAAUGGACGGCCCCCCAAAAUUCACAAGCACGGGCUACCCCUGCGUCCAAUGCUGGAUAUGAAGAAUUCGUCCUAUCAUGCUAUCAUUAGACGUAGCAUCACUGUUUACUAAUGUACCCGUAGCCGAAACAAUAAACUACCUGUUAGCAUUCUUUAGAGUUUCUCGAUUCAGUGCUAGUUUAUUCACCCGAAAUAGACGCACCCGAGGUCGAACCUAUCUCAGAAGACAGUCGGGAUAACUCGGAUAUUCUUUGUGGCAAUAAACAGGAACAUUAGCGAAGCACGAUAGAGUCAGUAAGGCGGGGAAUAAAUUGAAAAUUGGACGUACAUUUGAAGUGAUUAGAAGAACAGUCAGCGAAUGAAGCCAAAGUGUGGUGGUCGGUUUAAAAGCAAGUGACAACAAAGAGCAAUAGACAAUGGACAAAUAACAAUGAACAAAGAACCUCGAGAACCGACGAGUAGGGGUGGAGAAACAAAGGCAGCGUGGUAUGAGUAAGGUCUGGUUACUAACAAACAGUUAGUAGCAAAAAAUCAAGAACACAAAUUGGCAUCAGGGAUGUCACACUUCCCCGCGGAGUCGCGGUCUCCGAUGGCCUGAAAAUGUCAUGGAGUUUCCAUUUGAUCCACUGCUCCUUCUAGUGGACAAACUUGGAAGAUUACCCUCCGUGCAUGACCGUUUGCUGUGCAACGGUGACUUCGCGAAUUAAGUUGUCCGAUCCUGCGUGUACAAUGAGUGGCCUAUCUCAUGAAAUCUGAUAACGGAAUCGGAUGAGAGAAUUUCUGCACGUCUUUAACGUUGAGCAUUUUGUUCGCUUAUCCACUUCCUUCAAUAAAAUGUCCUUUUCUUGUGCAGAAAUUAUGUUUACGUAAUUAUUUCAAGCAAAAUAUUAGUAAAUUCUGGCUAAAAUGGACGUUGCAAUUCAUUCGUACAAUUUCCUAUGUUAAUACACGUCCUAGACUCUGGCUGCUAAUAUGAACGAGUUUUUCAUUGCAAGACUACUCAUUUACCCACAAGAGUUUUAGCAAACAAAUUAAGCUGAACUUGAAAAUUUAUUUUAUGUCCGAUGUUAAUCGUGGUAAUUAACCUGCUAACACGAAGGUUAUUUUAAGAAAACCAGAGGUUGUAUCAGUUCCUAAAUGUCAAAUUAGCAGACCCCUGCGAUUUGGUGCCCUAAAGUGCAAUAAUAACGCAGAUAGGGAUUCCUUCGUUUAAAUGAGCUGAAGCAGUUUUGCCGUUUGGAAAAGUCUACCCUUUAUCACAUAAAUGAACACCACCGAAUGGUCAUUCUCAGCUUUGAACAAGAGAAACACUACAUGUUGUGUCGUUUACUUUCUGUGCAUACCUUAUUCGGAAACAGAACGAGCAAAACAUUAAUAGUUUCAUCAAAAUAUCAGUAUUUAUAUGGGCGCUCUGCCAUGCAUUCAGAACCGAAGAACGGAGUCUAAAAGCGCACAAAAACAGUGGAAAUGGCCUCAAUGUAUACAGGAAGGCAUGUUCUUACGUUAACGGUAGAAAUAAACAGUAUUGCUUAGGAACGUGACAGAAACGGCCAAACGUGUCAAAUUUUUACUCGACCUUGCCAUGCAAAAAUGCAAAGUACACAGAGAUCCGUCGACGGCGUGCAGUAAUAAAACACUCCUUAAAGAGGUAACUUAUUAAGGAAAGUUUUCUUAUUGAUCGAAGACAUAUUCGUUGCUGACUUUCGUUGUGGACAGUCCUUUUUCUUGAAAAUGAAGUUUGAUGUUUGAAUGAGUCUUCACAUGUCACCCAAACGACCCUCUUCGUGAAAAGGAGCGCCCGAACGUUCACUAAUGUGAUAAAUGCCUUCAAGAACAAUCUUGUUUUAAAGUUCUCAACAGACCGGUAAUUCAGAAUCUGUCUUUAUGGGCGAUCGGUUGAAAACACUGAAAAUCAUGAAGUAUUCAGCAAUAUUUCGAGGCCGAUCUGAAACUCAACGUAGUCCGAAAUAAAAGAACAGUACAAAUUAAUUUAAUUGGAAAAAAGUUCUCUCCUUAAACACGAAAUGGUAUGUUUACGAUCACGCCUGUCAGUUCUAUUUAAAUUUAUUAGGCACCGACCGGCCUCAUGGCAUGUCACUUUAUGAAAACUUUUGAUCCUACAACGUCUCCAUCGGCGAAAUCAAGCAAAUUCCAGCUUCUAUUGUUGAAUCCCAUUUGAUGUCACUUUAAAUUGUUAAUGAAAUUAUGAAACACUGGAAAACUGUUUUGGAAUCUACACCCGGAAUGUAGGCACUAGACAAACCGUCAUAUAUGAAGUAACACUACUUAUUAAACGAUAAUAAGAUGUAAACUUCACUAAAACGCUGCUAUUAGACAUGAUUUUAAGUUCACUUUUAUAUUCCCCACGUGUUUGGUAUGAGAAUACAUUCUGUACAUCUGAAAACGAACUUUACCUAAUUAGAGCCAUUUCUGACGUUUUCGGUAUAUUGCGCUUUUCAAAAUAAAUCGACAUUUCUUAACAACGCAACAUUGCUUAUAAUAUUUAUUUUAUCUUUUUCAUUCUUUUAAACUUGUACUUAAUAAACGUAUAAAUUUGACUCAUGAAAUGGUGUCGGUUUGCGAGUGAUUAGCAAUCAUUCGUAAAUUUCGACCCAUUUCAUGAAUCAGGUCACUAACUGUAUUUCUUUGAUUAUUGCCCAAGGCCAGAGACCUCGGGGUACGUCUGUCUCCAUCAUCAGAACAAGUUGACCAAUCCUGGGACUCGGUUUCGCAGAUUGCCACUUCCGACAAAAUGCGAUUUUCGGUAGGUAGGCUCUUAAACAUUUAUCUCAAAAGGUAUCCACUUAGAGUUGUGCCUGUCACCAUCUUCGAUUAAAUAGAUUCUUCGGAAUCGUACUUGUUAUUGGCUCGAACAUACUGAUCAUUCGGGUCUUCACUCUGUCUUACCAACGGCCUGUCAUUUAGGAUCCGUUCAUUUUCACUUAUCGCCGAAUGUGGAACUUCAUCAGAGAGACAUUGUUCUUCUAGCACCACAAGGACAAUUUGUUUGAUUGUGCGAAUCAUUCUUUUCCAUACACCACCUCUAUGGCUGGCUUAAAGGGGGCUGAAUACCCAGCGGCACUCACAGAUCAGCAGCGAUUUCGCUAUUUUAUCCUGGUCCCACACUUUAAGCGGUUUCUUUAGGUCGCCUUCCGAAUCCUUAAAAUUGCUUCCGUUGCCACUGUAUAGUCGCUGAGGACAUAUUCGUUCUACAAAUCGAUUAAGAGCACACAAGAACGAAUCAGUAUCUAAAGAGUGCGCCGCCUCCCGAUGCAUAGCUUGAAAACUGAAGCAGGUAAACAGAGAGACGUAUUGCCCUUCGAAGGAACGUCCCCGUCUAACAAACAUCAGACAAAAGUCAUUAACUCCUGAAAUAAUAAAGGGAUCGCAAGACUGUACAUUCCGAUCUAGGGGGGUCGGAGCAAUAGCUUGCUGGUAGGGUCAUGAAAACCAUCUCCGGCACCGGAGACAUCUUUUCAACGAGAACUUUAUCGUUUUAUUGGCCCGCAAUAUCCAGUACCGCGUCCCUAUUGUAAAUAGAAUAUGGCUUGUGCUUUCUAAGGUCAACGUAAAACGCUUAGAGAACUCAAGGCCAACAAAGACCUGGUAAUCGGGCCAGCGGACAAGGGGCGCGCCACGGUUGUACUGGACAGGACAGACUACCUUCAAAACGCCAAAGGUUUACUGGAGGACCGACAGUUCUAUGUCCCAUGUGCAACGAACCCUGUAAAAGCGCUGACACGCGAAAUUAAUGCUACGUUGUUGGCCUUGGAGAACAUAGGUGCAAUAACAGCGACCGACAGACGCAUGGCGAGACCCCAAGAUACAGCUUUGGCCCGAUUCUAUGGCCUCCUAAAGUGCACAAAGAGGGCGCUCCUCUCCCACCCAUCGUGUCGCUCAAAGCUACUCCAACGUACGGACUGACUAAUUGGCUGUUCUGGCGUCUCAAGUUCCUGACCGCUGAGUCAGAAACCACGGUCUCUUUGUCAGCAGAACUCCUGGAGAAACUCAAAGGGGUAAGCCUCCAUCCAGAUAAGGCCAUGGUAUCGUUUGAUGGUACACCAUUUUUUACUUCCAUUACCCAGGGUCUGGCGCUCAAGACAAUCGAGUUGCUUCUACAAAGCAAAUACGAUAAAAAGGAGAACCGUCUUGGUCACGCACAAGUUCUUCGGCUCCUGAAUUUCCGUCUCAGGAAUUACUUCACGUUCGACGAGACAAUCUACGAACAGGUGCAGGGCACGCCAAUGAGUUCAUCGAUUCCGGUAUACAUCGCCGAGGCGGUCCUGCAACGGUUAGAGUCGCUGGUCUUCCAACAUCACAAACCGAAGUUCUGCGUCCUGAAUGAGGAUGAUACAUUCGCCGUUAUCGACCGGGGUCAUCUGAUGACAUUCAAGGAACAUCUGAAUGCGGUCUUCUCAGACGGAGGAGGAAGAGAAUAA
This is a messenger RNA of Spirometra erinaceieuropaei, 6566 nucleotides long. The record is from the annotation of a GenBank genome assembly. NCBI's taxonomy places the organism in Eukaryota, Metazoa, Platyhelminthes, Cestoda, Diphyllobothriidea, Diphyllobothriidae.